Molecule: messenger RNA, 1969 nt
Organism: Moneuplotes crassus
Lineage: Eukaryota; Ciliophora; Spirotrichea; Euplotida; Euplotidae
Source: the annotation of a GenBank genome assembly
UAGCAAAGGCUAAUAUUUCGUUUCGUUGAAUAAAACAAGAAUUUAAAUUUCCUCAUAAAAAUAGUCCAAAACAAAUCAUGUUCAUGUUUAAAAAAUUGAAAGAAAUUAGCAAUGGGAUCAAGAGCGGGAUCAAAAAACCUAGUGCUCCUGAGAGUGAAAAUGAUACUCACAGGGAAUCAGCAAUUGACCAAAAAGAUAAGGACUUUGUCAAGAGAAAACUCAAGUUUGAAGAAAUGCAAAAUGUUUUAGAUACAGAAGGAGACUGUAAUAGAUUCUAUCAGCCUGGUAUGGACAUGAGAAUUUCAGAAGAUUCUUUCCUCCAAGCAAUGGAACAAGGUGAAGAAAAAGAUCUAAGACUAAAGAGACUGUUCAAAUUCAGAGCUAAGAAGCUAAUGGAGAGGGCGGAGAGCUUGAUCUCCAAUCACUAUGAAGAUAACCUCGAAGACUUCAGUAUGAAAGAGGAAGAAGAGAAAGAAGUGGCUCAAGAUCCUCAGAAUUCCAAGAAAAUAUUAAUCAACGAACAACCUAACUCUCUUUCCAUUGACCUUGGGCUUAGUGCAAAGAGCAAGGAUGAAAUUGAAGAAAAGAAAGGAGAUGUUACUGAGGAAGAAAAACAUAAGUCCAGGCAAGAGAGUAAUAAACUAUGCGGAAGAAAGAGAGCGAAAAAUCUCAGAAACAAAGAAGAGCUUGAAUCAAGCCUAAAAGAUUUCACCUGCACUAUUUGAAUGGAUUACAUGGUUGGUGCAAAGAAAUUACAAUGAGGCCAUUGCUUCUGUGAUCAAUGAAUCUCCUUCUGGUUCCUUCGUGAAAAGUUCUGUCCUAUUUGUAAAGAGAGAGUCAGAGAAGAUAAGAAUACUGAGUGCAACCUUAUUGACUUUGCAGUUGAAAAUAUUCUCAUAAGAGGAUCACCUGAUUUUGACAGCUUGAAAGAAGAUCUCAAAAAUUGGCAAAAUAGAAGGACACAAUACUUAGAAUGGAAAAAUUCCCACCGAUUGGUUAAUAUCUCUAUUGGAGAAAAGAUCGAUGUUCGUGAUACUGAAUACAUUUGGUGCAAAGGAAGUAUUGAAAGGAUUCUCAAAAGCAGAUACAACUGAGAAGAUCUCUACUUCGUUCAUUAUGAAGGAUGGAGUAGAUGCUAUGAUGAGUACAUCCCAGCUGACUCUGAUAGAAUAGCUCCUCAUGGUUUCUAUACCUCAAGGAAUGAUAUCCCAAAAUAUACAAGACAUGAAGGCCCAGAUGAAAGAGUCUAUGGAAAUGUAGUUGAAGGAGGAAAUGAGUCACCAAGAAAUAAUAGACAAGAAAAUAAUGCUGAAGAUAAUGAACAAAUACAGUCUGGCAACGAUCAAGCACGACCUGAACCUUCCGGAGAACAACCGAAUCAAUCUUCUAAUGACGAAGAAAAAGAAGAGGAGGAAGCACAAGUUCCUAAUAGGACUAAUGUUCCACCAAGAAAUAGGCCAGGAGACUCAGUACGAAGAAUUGGGGGAGCAAAUUCAGCAUUGUUAGAAAGCUACAGAAGGAGCAGACAGACGCGUCCUCAGAGUAGGAGAGGAAAUAGAGCAGCUAGACAAGGAAUCGAUGAAAUAUUUUCAGAGAUUAUUGGUUCUUAUGAUAAUGCUCAUCAAAGUUUGGGCAAUUCAAUUAUCAGAAGUAUCCAAAUGAGACCUAUUCCUUCUAAUAUAUCCAUACCUCCAAUUAUUGUACAGCCAAGAACUCAAAGUGAAGGAGAUACAAACCAACAAGUCGCUGAUAGAAGCGAGGCUAUGACUAGUACUGCAGUAAAUGACCAGACCCAACUUUCCGAAAUUCCUGAAGAAUCCCAAGGAGAAAGUCAAGAGCAUAGAAAUGAAUCUCGAGAUGAUCCUGCUGUCCAGAAGUAAUUGGAAUAAAAUAUCAGGUAAUACUAUUCGAUCCAAGAAGACUUAGCCUAAAUAGUUUCAAAAAUUUCCUUUAUUCAACAUUUAUAUUC